AUGGACUAUCCGGAAUCCCAUAUCGUUACUCCAGGUCCAUAUCGGGCAACGAAACUGUGGAACGAAGUGACUAAACUUUUUCGGGCGGGAAUGCCACUGAAAAAGCAUCGGCAGCACUUCAGGCUGUACGGUAACUGUUUCACCGCGGCGGCAGCUGUGGACUGGUUACACGACCUGCUCAGGAACAAUAGCAACUUCGGCCCAGAGGUCACAAGGCAGCAGACGGUCCAGCUGCUGAAAAAGUUCCUAAAGAAUCACGUGAUUGAAGACGUGAAGGGCAGAUGGGGUUCCGAGGAUCUGGAUGACAACAGUCAACUUUACAGGUUUCCUUCCACUUCUCCUUUGAAGCCAAUUCCCAGUUGCCCACCACUUGGGAGAAAAAGGAGUUCCUCGCUGAAGGAAAGAGAGGGCCUCUUCAAGAUCAGGACAUCCAAGAAAUUUGACAAAGAGACACAAGAAAAUGUGGAUCCAUUGAACCAAGAAAAGCUUGCUGAUUCUGCUCCAGCUGAAGAGGUCCAUCGUCGAGAGUUGACAGAGGAAGACAUCCUUGAUGUCUGGAGAAGCAUAACUUUGACACAUCUGGAGAGAACCUUGGGUUUGACUACUCUCGAAGAUGUGUUGGACCCAACUCAAGUGAACUCUCAGCACAUUGUGUACAAUAUGACCAAUGUCAACAAGCAUGGUGUGGUUACCCUACAGGAUAAGACAGAUGACCUACCUCACUGGGUUUUGUCAGCUAUGAAAUGUUUGGCAAACUGGCCAAAGUAUGACUCAAACCAGCCUUCGUACCCUGGGUUCGAGAGGGAUGUGUUCAAAACUGUUUCAGAUUACUUUCUCAGUCUUCCCCAGCCACUGCUUACAUUUGAAUACUAUGAGUUAUUUGUGAACAUUUUGGUUUUGUGUGGCUACAUCGUGGUGCCUAAAACGCAGCGAGGAAAGCGUAAAAGCCAGGAGGAACCCAGCUGUCCUCAGCCACCAAAAACCCCUAACUUGAAUGACGCUAACCUGUUCAAAUCGACGGAGUGCCUUUUGUUGAGCUUAAUACGUAAACAGUCCUUUGAGGAGACUGAAUCUCCCAUGAGGGAAGUGUUCAGUUUCAUGGCCCAGUCUGGUCCGCUGGAGGCAGACUGUGCCGGGAAGACCCAGCAGCAUGAUGCAGCCGGCAGAAGACUCGGUGCCAGGAGUGCCAUCGGGGGCAGCUGCCAGAACCUCUUUCAGACUGCAGCCGGGGGAGCAGUGUCAGUCAGUCUCAGACCCAGGAGCUGCUCCCUGGAAGGCAGUGCUGAUGACUUGGCUUAUGCUUGUCCUCCACGCACGCUGUUCCAAUCCUCAGAACAGCUGAUGACCCACCGAAGCAGCAGCAGCAGCAGCAGGAUCGGCACCUCUCUUCAAUACAAAGCUGGUUCUCUGCUCGAUGUUCACCCUAAAGCUGAGCAGCAGGGUUUUGCCUAUGUAGCAAGCCUGUCCUGCGGCACAGGUUCAAGCAGGGAAGAUCCAGAAGUUUCUAGCGUUCACAGUGCUAGUAGCAGUGGUACGCCAUCACCACAGGAGGUCCUGCUGGCUAAAAGACUCCAGGCGAGCCAAUCCAGGAGUGUUGGAAUCUGUGCUGGUAUUGGCAACCGCAGAGAGCUGUCCUCCAGCUGCUUUAGCAUUAACGCCCCAGUGGCAGAAAUAACGAUGAAGCCAGACUUUUCCUCCAGCAUUGGACUGAGAAGGCCCAGUAUACCCAACCUGACUGGCAGCAGCACAGAUGUCAGGGCAGGGCCAGUUGUGAGCAGGCGCUGCUAUAGCUCUGUGGACCUGUCCAACAAGCCUGCUGCCUCUCCACCCUCUGUGUCCACUUUUGCACGUCAACCAAGUCCUGACCAAAGUCUUCUGCAGCCGCAGCUGGAGCGGGUGGCCAUCGAGGCCCUGCAGCUGUGCACCCUGCUCCUGCCCCCGGCCAGCCGGCGCAAGCUGCAGCUCCUCAUGCGCAUGAUCUCGCGCAUGAGUCAGAACGUGGACAUGCCCCGUCUGCACGACGCCAUCGGGACACGCACGCUGAUGGUGCACACCUUCUCUCGCUGUGUGUUGUGUUGUGAAGAGGAGGUGGAUCUGGAUGAGCUCCUAGCCACAAGACUGGUCUCAUUUUUAAUGGAUCACCAUCAGGACAUUCUCAAGGUCCCUGUCUACCUACAGAAUGCAGUUCAGGAUCACAUUGCCUACCUCAAAAAAGUACAGAUAACCUACCCCAGUGCCGGUAUUGGCACCACUCUGCCGACAUACUCUUUCUGCAGACAGAUCAGCCCUCAGGAGUUUGAGCAGCAGAAACUGUCUGUCUCUCAGGCUGCUAUUGCUGACCUCCUCGAAAAUCUAAUCAAAGAUAAAACCCUUUCUGUGAAAGAGAAGAAAAAGAGGCUCAAGCAGUUUCAGAAACAGUAUCCAGACAUCUACCACCAUCGAUUCCCAACCACUGAAAGCGAGGCCCAGCUUUUUGUGGACAAGCCAAAGAUCAAGCCACCAAUGCUGAUAAGUAUGAAGAAAACCAAAGCUUUUAGCAUUCGAAACUGAAGGUUCAUUUUUAAGAGUGUAUGUGUUAUUUUUUUCCAUGCCUCCAUGAAGAAUUGGGAGUUAAAUGAAGACAAAAUGUGAAGAAGCUACAAAAAAUACUUUAGUUUGAUGUGCUA
This is a messenger RNA of Megalops cyprinoides (Indo-Pacific tarpon), 2666 nucleotides long. RefSeq names its product DEP domain containing 1a (gene depdc1). NCBI's taxonomy places the organism in Eukaryota, Metazoa, Chordata, Actinopteri, Elopiformes, Megalopidae. The transcript is spliced from 12 exons. Bases 1 to 2550 code for a protein of 849 amino acids. Gene Ontology annotation, biological process: intracellular signal transduction. The record is from RefSeq and is a predicted model, not a curated record.